AUGAACAACCUACGGACCAGCUCCACACGGAGCCUGAGAGGCAUACGCCAAGUUAGAAAAGCCUCGACACUCAAUCAGAACCCCAAUACCGCACCAUCACUCUUCCGCAAAUACCGCGGCAUCAUCCUCUGGACAUCCAUCGGCCUAGCGGUUGGCGGCACCACGGGUACAAUCGUCUCGCACACAAUCGCACCACCACCGCACCCACUACCAGAAACACACGAAGAUGGCAUUCUCAUGCAAGAUCUCAACACCCGCAUCGACUCUGAAUUCAAAGUAAAAGUCCUACGAGGAAAAUGCACAGCCGUAGCAGCAAGCCUUCGCGGCGACGAAGGCGUCUGGCGCGAACUCGACCCGACAACGCUAGAUGGCUCGUUGGUGUCAGAUUCGUUAUCCGGAGCCCGCUCGCUAGGCGUACAACGCGUAUUCUGGAAUGAGAAAGAGCAUGAACUGGUAGCCGUGGUGUGGUUCGGCGGUGCCAUGUCUGGAUGGCCUGGCGUUACACAUGGCGGUGGCAUUGCGACUGUGGUCGCGGAUAAGAUGGUGCUGGCAGCGAGGUUGGCAAAGGGUAUUGCCCCUGCACAGGAUGCUUCUGUGGGGCCUACCGAGCCGACGAGGUUGGAUCUGACAUACAAGAAGCCGACGUAUGCAAAUGCGUUCUACGUUGUGCGUGCUGUGCCUAGAUAUGGUGCCUUUGAGACUGCGUCGGCCAAUGAUAUUGGAGUUGAUGCACAGCUCGAGACGUUGGAUGGUACGGUGUGCGUGCAGGUCAAGGGUGUGGUACCUGUUUCUGAAGGAGAAAGUGCCAUCACGUCUUCUAUUAAAAGUUUGACUCCAGCGAAGUCAUGGCUGGGCUGGACUUCUCGCUCAGACAUCUGAGAGGAGGUCCGAUAUGACCAAUGCGAGCAUGGUAUUUGCAGCGAGUCGAAUAAUCCGAGGAAGGUAGACAUAGCUCCAACUCACAAACCAUGGUUUUGGAACGUCUUACGAAUUGGGCUCUCACCUGCAGUCACAAAAGGAGCACUCGAAACAUAGAGGACCGACCAAACCAUUCGGACAACGGUAGUGUACAUCGUCCUUGCUCAGAACCUGGUCAACG
Messenger RNA from Aureobasidium pullulans EXF-150, 1099 nucleotides. RefSeq lists its product as uncharacterized. NCBI's taxonomy places the organism in Eukaryota, Fungi, Ascomycota, Dothideomycetes, Dothideales, Saccotheciaceae. The record is from RefSeq and is a predicted model, not a curated record. Bases 1 to 879 code for a protein of 292 amino acids. The transcript has a single exon.